Colletotrichum paranaense is the source of this 435-nucleotide messenger RNA. RefSeq lists its product as uncharacterized. NCBI's taxonomy places the organism in Eukaryota, Fungi, Ascomycota, Sordariomycetes, Glomerellales, Glomerellaceae. The transcript has a single exon. The record is from RefSeq and is a predicted model, not a curated record. Bases 1 to 435 code for a protein of 144 amino acids.
AUGCUCUCUUCGUUACUCCCGAGUCUUCUUGUCCUGGGUGUGUCUCAGGCCGUCGCCGGCGAGGCAGUCUCAGGCUCUCACACGAAAGGCUCUAUCUUCAUGUUCGGGGACGCAACUGCCUGCCGCAACAUUUUCUGGAGAAACGGCGCCUGUGGUCUCAGUACCUACUUUGCCAACUCGGUCGACCGCAGCCUCCCACUAGUCGCGAUGCCGUCCGGCAUUUUCGAGCCGUACGGUCAAGCGCAGAACAACAGGCUCUGCGGCAAAGUAAUCACGAUGACGCACAAAGGUGUCACUCGAAAGGCUGUUGUAGCCGACCAAAAUACCAGCAGCGAGCAGUCUAUCGAUAUGUGCUUGGACACGUGGCAAGCAUUUGGAGGACAUGACAAUGAUGGAACUCUUCGCAAGGGCAUUCAGUGGAGCAUCGCUAUUUGA